AAUCGCGGUGGGCGGCGGGGGAAGCCAAUAUCGUGUGCUGCCGCUCCACAAUUCCCUCGGCAACUAAAUAAUCGACGUCAGAGUACAGAGCCGCGAAGGAGCGCGAGCGAGCGAGAGAUACUUAGGAGCUAGCGGAGCGACGGAGAAAGAAAGCCCCCAGUGCUACUGCUGUCAAAUAUGGCGAGCGCCAGCAGUUGGUACAGCGCUGCUCCGCAGCCGCACCGCUGCCGCUGCUGCUACUCCUAUUGAGUCGUCCGACGACGAGGGGAGAAACGAAACGGCUGCAGAAACACACACACACACAUACACGUGGAUAGGUACAGUGUACACACUGACGCACAGUGCGGAGCGAGAGAGAGAGAGAGAGAGAGAGAGAGAGAGGAAGCGAGUGCAGCAGAAACGCGACGUCUAGUGCGGAGUCUGGACCGGAAUAUGUGGCUCCGAGCUCUGCAGCCACUGCCGCCGUCCUUGUCCUCAUCGUUGUCCGCGAGGUCCGGCGCCCUGCUGCCGCUGCUCCUCCCGCAGUGACGAUCGACGAGAAGCGAAGAUCGCUGAAACGUCGCACAGUGUGUGUGUGUGUGUGUGUCUCUGUGCGUGUGUGUCUCUCUCUCUCCGUCUGCCUGUCUGCCUGCGGUGUCAACAUCUUCCUGCCUGCCCUGCCGAGUCGCGCGCACGGCCGCAGCUGCAGCGAGAGAGAAAGUGCGCGACGACGACGUCGCUCGAGUGCAGUCCCGCCCGGGGUCGCAGCCGCAAUAUGUGACACGAGUGCCCGAAGCCGCAGUGAUAAGUACAGUGCGCCCACCGGUAGACGGGCUGUGAGACACGGCUGCCCAACUGAUUAUGGGGGUGGAAUAGUGAUGCGCCAACGGUAAUGGUAAUCGGGGAUGAACUAUGGGUGCUCAACAGACCAAGGACAGAGGAGUCAUUCCGCCCGGCACAGUCGUCAGGCAGGCGCGGAAACAGCCCAGGAAUCCUAAGGACUCCCGGGCCAUGGGCUCCAACAUCUUCACUGAGCACAGUGAAGCAUUACUUCAAAGCAGACCACUUCCACAUAUACCUGCCCUACCGGAAGGUGAUCCACCAAGUGGUUCCAGUGUACAGUCAAUCUCACAGCAAUCUAAUUUAGAUCAACAUGUCUCUGUGUCAAGUAGUGGCCUUCUUGAAGCUGCAAACAGAUGGACCAGCAAAGAAAAUCUUCUAGCUCAAGAAGAAGAUGAUCCGCAACUUUUUGUUGCGUUAUAUGACUUUCAAGCUGGUGGUGAAAAUCAACUAGGUUUAAAGAAAGGUGAGCAAGUUCGCAUAUUAAGUUACAACAAGAGUGGAGAAUGGUGUGAGGCUCACUCAAGCAGUGGUCAAGUUGGCUGGGUGCCAUCAAACUAUGUAACUCCAGUUAACUCUUUGGAAAAACAUUCCUGGUAUCAUGGCAGGAUAUCGAGAAAUGCUGCUGAAUAUCUCUUAAGUUCCGGUAUAAAUGGAAGUUUUCUUGUUCGUGAGUCGGAAAGUAGUCCCGGUCAGCGUAGUAUUUCGUUACGAUAUGAAGGACGAGUGUAUCACUAUAGAAUUAACGAAGAUAGUGAUGGAAAGAUGUACGUGACGACGGAAAGCAUUUUUAAUACGCUGGCGGAAUUGGUACAUCAUCAUUCCAUGCUAGCAGACGGUCUUAUUACACAGCUUUUAUAUCCAGCACCAAAGCGUAACAAGCCAACAGUUUUUCCUCUUAGUCCUGAACCUGACGAAUGGGAAAUUAACAGGACUGAUAUUGUUAUGAGACACAAGUUAGGAGGUGGACAGUAUGGUGAUGUUUAUGAAGCAGUAUGGAAGCGAUAUAAUAUGACGGUUGCAGUGAAAACUCUUAAAGAGGAUACUAUGGCAUUAAAAGACUUUUUGGAAGAAGCAGCAAUUAUGAAGGAGAUGAAACAUAGGAAUUUAGUACAAUUAAUAGGCGUAUGUACGAGGGAACCGCCUUUUUAUAUUAUAACGGAAUUUAUGAGCAAAGGGAAUCUAUUAGAUUAUUUACGUAAUGAAAGCAAACACCAAAUUAAUGCUGUAGUUUUAAUGCAUAUGGCAACGCAAAUUGCAAGUGGUAUGAGCUAUCUAGAAAGUCGAAAUUUUAUUCAUCGGGAUUUAGCUGCAAGAAAUUGUUUAGUGGGAGAAAGUCAUUUAGUUAAGGUUGCUGAUUUUGGUUUGGCAAGACUCAUGAGAGAUGAUACAUAUACAGCUCAUGCUGGUGCAAAAUUCCCAAUCAAAUGGACAGCUCCCGAGGGACUGGCUUACAAUAAAUUUUCUACUAAGUCUGAUGUAUGGGCGUUUGGUAUUCUACUAUGGGAAAUAGCAACUUACGGGAUGUCUCCAUAUCCGGGGGUUGAUUUGACUGAUGUAUACCACAUGCUUGAGAAAGGUUAUCGAAUGGAAUGUCCACCUGGUUGCCCACCCAAAGUUUAUGAACUCAUGCGACAAUGCUGGCAAUGGUCAGCUUCAGAUAGACCGACAUUCAAAGAAAUCCAUCAUUCCUUAGAAAAUAUGUUUCAAGAAUCAAGUAUCACAGAAGAAGUAGAAAAACAAUUGCAAGGCAGUGGUAGCCAAGUUCAAUUGUUAUCCUGCAAUAAAUCGCAAACUGGUAGCUCAGGAAAUAUUCAUGGACUUGUGCUUGCAGCUGAACAGCAUACUUCUGCAGGUACUCCAGAAUCAACAAGUUCAGUUACCAAGUUAAGUACUUUUAUGGGUGGUCUUUCAAACAAAGGAAACAGCAGUAUGGUACAAAUGAGACGAUCAACAAAUAAAAAGGGCAAACAAGCUCCUGCUCCACCAAAGCGUACAAGCCUUCUAUCGUCGUGUAGUUCUUUUCGAGAUUCUGCAUAUCAGGAUCAGGAUCAUCAAAACGCGGAAAUGCCUAAUGUCGCAUUGCACGAUGGCACUGAUCUAAAUGGUAUUGACAAGAUUUUUCAAGGGAUGACACGUGACCUCGUGACAAUGGCCACCCAGUCGAGUACUGGGGGAGGCUGGGACAUGGAGCACGACGGCGACGGCUCGCAGGGCACAGCGGAACCGAAUUUCCUUCCCCAGCCGUCGACUUCGCCGGAACCGCUAUCCAACCAUAAACAAUUAAAAACACGCACCCACACGUCUAAGGAUGCGCUGCCACAGAAGCUGGUCCACGUGGGAGCCUUAGAGGUGCAAAAUGUUAAGCGAGCAAUUCACCGGUAUGGCACCUUGCCGAAAAACGCAAGAAUAGGGGCCUACCUCGAGUCUCUGCGCCAGAGUGGUAUACCUUCCAAUCAGGAAAACAGCGGUUCAACCGUAUCCCCAUCGAUGUGCACCUCUACUAUCGAGCAGCAGCAGCAACAAUCGUCCGAGGCACCGGCAAGCAUCGGCAUCGCCGACGUGCACCAGCACCGCUCACUUUCGCCCCGACAGAAUAACCUGCGCAACCAGCCGCAAAUGACUCGUAGCAAUUCUUCGAGCGGCGUUGUUAAUACCUACCAUCCGCCUAAUUCGCCGCGCAGCCGUAACGCCAUCGGCUCGGUUCGCAAAAACAACACCAGCAGCGUCGCCAAUACCGUCGAAACUAGUAGUCUUAGGACUUUCCGAGUGCCACCCAACACCUCGACAUUCCGUACAGCCAGUCCACCCAGACCGACUCAGCCCUGCAGCCUCGCUGACCUCGAGUUUCCUCCGCCACCGCUCGACCUGCCACCGCCACCAACUGAACUGCUCAACUCAGGUGACCAGUGCGAUUUGCUACCGCCGCUAUCCGUCUCGCCGGGAAGUCAGUCGCGUAAUACCACGGGGUCGCUGUCGCCAUGCGCUCUCAGAAAGCCGGUUGCGAAGCCCGAGCGCCGAUCCAGAGAUGAACCGACCAGCGACGAACACAACGACCUUAAGUCCGCCGAGCCAUCGGUUAAGGAAGCCAGCUCUAGAUUUGGUGUCAAUCUCAGAAGACGGGAACAGCAACAGCAGAAAUCUAAUGAGCCCAAGGUUGCCGAUGCGUGUGGCCAGACUUCACCUCAGGACGAAGCGACAACUUCGCCACUUAUGGCACCCCCGCCGCCGCCGCCACCGCCACCUCCUCCGCCCGUCGAAGAGACCGAAGCUGAGACUCAGGAGGCAAAUAGCAAUAGUCUCGGCACCUUCUCCUCUAAGCCCGGCAUGAAGGAGAUGCUCGAGCUCAAGCUUAUCAAUGAAAUCAAGCAGAGUUGCGAAAUGAAGCCAGGCGGCACGCUUCGGAGAACUCACCCGCCAAGCACUAGCGCGCCGCUGGAUCCGGCUUCGCAACUGCUGUCCGAGCUUUGCGCGAGCUUCAGCGUAGACACGAGUAGGCAAAAUGAGUACGCGAUUGCUAACGUCUUGGCUGGUGGAGCCAAUAACGUCGAGGCGAAAGAUCAACACCCGCCCGCAGUUUCACCGCUCACUGAUGCAGCUGGUCUUGGUUUCAAACUAAAGAAAGUCGAGAGAAGAACGAAUCCGCCACCGCCCAAAGAGGAACACACUGACAAUCAGAUCAUAGACUUCAAAGCGCGGUUGCGAAAAGUCGACAACGCUAUGGAAAAGUCGACGACAAGCAUCGACGAAAAAGCUGGCGGAGGUGGCAAGAAGUCGGACGACGAGAGAACGAGUGUUGCAGACUCGCUGGACUGCCCAUCGGACGAGCAGUCAGAUGACAAAAGGCGGAGCACAGGCAGCAUUAGUAGUCUCAAAAAGCUCUGGGAGAACAAGGAAGUAAAUGCCAGUGGUGGUACGGAAACGAAUAGUAACCAGGCGGCACCUACCAGUCCCAAACUCGGUGGACCUGUUAGAGCUCCGACUGGAAAAUCAGAAGACGCGGGUGAAGACUCGCCAGAGGACGUCAGCGCCGCAUCGACGCGCAGCUCGGCUACAAGUGGCAAGAGCGACGCUAGAUUACAGUGGCCACCGCCGUCUUCUACGUGCACGGAUGUGGAAAAACCGGUCGUCCCGGCUAAACCAAACAAGCCGCUUGUUGGAACUGGUAAACACUUUGGCUCGUCGAUUUACGCGACGCCCAAUUGCCAUCAGAAGGGUGGUUCUGACGAGGAACAGCAGAUAACGUUGAAACAGAGUAGCCCCGAGUCCGGGACAAAGGGCAAUAACGGCAGUAAUACUGCCAACAGCAAGCAAAAUAUCCUCGAGAUUGCGAACGUCAUUGAGAACAGUAUAGUCAAUCUAAAGGGUAAUCCCAGUAUAGUCAUGGCUAGCUGGCUUCAGCUGUCUGACAAGGUGGGUCUGUUACACGGAAUGUGCACGAACCACGCCCAAGAGGCGACAAUACCGCCCCACGCAAAAUUUCAAUUUCGGGACGUACUCUCGCGACUAGAGUUGCAAGCGCGUCAGUUAAGAGCAGCGGGCACGCGAAAUAUCUCCGAAAACACGAGGCUGCUGACGGACUUACAGAACACGAUAAAAGACGUGAGCAACAUGGUGCAGAGAUAAAGGCGCGUCGAGGCUCGUGGCUGCAAACACUUGCUCACAGGAUAUUAUUAUUCUUAUGAUCAUUAUUACUAUAAUUGUGACUCUCACGCGCAUUCGUCGACGAGAAUCAAAAGCUAGAUGGACAGAGAGAAUUAGAUAGGACCGGGCUGAAGAAGCAGAUGCUCGGGAGUUUCACUUUCUUUUUCGUUUCGUCGUAGCUCUUUAGCGAGAGAGGGUUAGAACUUGUAAUACUAUAUCACUCGACUCAAAGACGUUAUUUUUUAAGUAAGAAAAUAAUUAAAAAAAAAACCAUCGAUCUAAGUCAUUAGUAACGAUGUCCGGAGAAAGAGAGGAGAAGAAUGAUGAAGAAGCAAAACGUGUUUUUUAGCUUGCGACUUCAGACUACGCCGUAGAGACUGCUUCAACGGUAUUUUUUAAUUAAAAAAAUAUAAAUGCGAGAAAAACUCGGUAUAUUUGGAUAUCAUGAAAUGAGUGCACGAGUGUACGAGAACAAAUGUGUGAAAAAAGGUUGUUUAGACUUUUUGACGAAAAAAAAUGAAGCUUGCCAUCAUCCUUGUCUCUAUAGCCCCCUACCUACCUUUUGCUCUUCCUUAUUGUAUAUCAAUGCUCAAGCCUGAGUAUGUAAAGGGCUCAAAUCUAAACCUUUCAUCCAUUGUGAGAAAAAUCUAAAAAACGCAAAUUAAAAAAUUAAGCUCUAACUUUAUGUAUUGCGUAAGAAUGGCUUUUAUGGGGAAUGAUUGUCGAAAUACUAUGGCGAAGCCGCAAAUAAGCUGAAAGAACAAACAAAAUAAAAUGCAAGAAGUGUAAGAACUAUUUAUUCUCCCAAGUUGCUUAAAAGUAUCGUACGUCGUCUUCAUUCUUUCAUCGAGUUUUAUACAUGAAACGUAAAUACCGCUUAGUAUACUAUGCGCCAAGUCUUGGAUUUAGAUUAUAAAGACAAAGUAUGUUUAAGUCAUUUUAUGUGUACUAUGAGACAAUAUAACGAUUUUGUAUUUGUAUAGAUCGAGUCGGACGACGACUACCGUAAUUGUACGCUUGCAUAAAUUAUUCUCUCCCUUUUCCCCCAUAAGAUCGGUAAUGUGUAUAAUUAUUCCAACUUUAAAAAAGAGAUGAAAACGCAAAGUAUGAAAAUAUUGAAAAAGGCGUUCACCUCCGUGUAAUAGACGGUAUAUAUAUGUUCUUCCACAAUCAAAAAAUAGUCUUGAAUAGGAUACGGUGUUUGAUGUCUCACAAGCAUUUGUUUUUUACUUACAAAAUAAAAUAAUAGAGUGAGAGGGAGAGAGAGAGAGAGAGAGAGAGGGGGGGGGGAGUGAGAGAGAGAAGCAGCAUGAGAGUUAUCAAAAAUCGUAUUUGUCGCAAGAUUUCGCGCUCGAUAUGCUUGCGAGAUCGACUAGAGCCGGACGAAUACUCACGGUUACGAAUAAAAUAUAAAAAGAAAAUUUUUAAUCCCUAUUGCACUGCCUGUUAUUAAACUACUGUACUAGCGCAUUUUAUCUUGCGACCUUGGGUUGACCGGUCUUUAUUUUAUUAUAUUUUUCUUUUUUAGUAUCUGUGAUAGAGCGACACCAAUGCUAUUUCGACCUCUUUUGUCUUCAAAACAAUUGUUACUCAACAGUGAGUGCAUUUUAAACAAAAUGAAUCAUGUAAGAAAAAGUAAUAAAUUUACAUCCUUUUCUUCGAUGAAUACCGAAUAUAUCCGCGAAGGUGGAUACGAAAUGACGAUUUAUGUAAUGUGUAUUAUAGUAAUUUUAUGAAUUAUUUAUGUCAUGUAUUUAUUUUUAAUCUUCUCUUAGUGUAAAGUUUCGGCGCUGAUCGAUCAACAACGUAUGGACUCGCUAAUACAAAAUUUUAAUAUUGCUUUAUACAUUGAUAUCAAAUUGAAAAUAAAAAUACUGAUCAAAUUAUA
Nasonia vitripennis (jewel wasp) is the source of this 7351-nucleotide messenger RNA. RefSeq names its product tyrosine-protein kinase Abl (gene Abl). Gene Ontology annotation, biological process: protein phosphorylation. Bases 892 to 5445 code for a protein of 1517 amino acids. Gene Ontology annotation, molecular function: ATP binding; non-membrane spanning protein tyrosine kinase activity; protein binding. The record is from RefSeq and is a predicted model, not a curated record. The transcript has 14 exons. Lineage: Eukaryota; Metazoa; Arthropoda; Insecta; Hymenoptera; Pteromalidae.